GUUGUUCUUCCGUUCACGUUUUCUUCGUUCUGACCGCUUGUUUGAGUUAAGACGUGUGCUUGUUCUCAACAGAGCUAAGGCCUAAAGGCGACUUGCACCAAAAGCAUUUAAGUUAAAAAGAUAUCAAAUAAAUAAAAAUAAUAAUGGCUUCAAAAGCUGAAUUAGCUUGUGUUUAUUCCGCAUUAAUUUUGGUUGAUGACGAUGUUGCCGUAACCGGUGAAAAAAUCCAAACCAUCUUAAAAGCAGCCAAUGUUGAUGUAGAACCAUACUGGCCAGGUUUAUUCGCCAAGGCAUUAGAAGGAAUCAAUGUUAAAGAUUUAAUCACAAGCUUGGGCUCUGGUGUUGGAGCUGCACCAGCUGCAGGCGGUGCUGCUGCUGCCCCUGCCGCAGGCGCUGCUCCAGCUGCUGCUGCCAAGGAAGAAAAGAAAAAAGAACCAGAACCCGAGGAAUCUGACGAUGAUAUGGGUCUUGGACUUUUUGAUUAAAUUCCAUAAUUUUUAUGUUUUUUUAUAUUUAUGCAGUUUAAUGCAUAUUAAAAAAUAAAUAAAAACAGUAAAAGUUUAU
This is a messenger RNA of Chrysoperla carnea, 564 nucleotides long. It is a transcript of the gene RpLP1, whose product is annotated as 60S acidic ribosomal protein P1. Bases 144 to 485 code for a protein of 113 amino acids. Gene Ontology annotation, cellular component: ribosome; cytosolic large ribosomal subunit. Gene Ontology annotation, biological process: cytoplasmic translation; translational elongation. NCBI's taxonomy places the organism in Eukaryota, Metazoa, Arthropoda, Insecta, Neuroptera, Chrysopidae. The record is from RefSeq and is a predicted model, not a curated record. The transcript has 2 exons. Gene Ontology annotation, molecular function: ribonucleoprotein complex binding; structural constituent of ribosome; protein kinase activator activity.